CCCCACAUUACAAAAAAAAAACAUCAGACCAUGUAAUCGCAUGUGAAAGCGAUGGUCGGAGUAAAAUUGAAUUAUUGCUGACAAAAUGAAAACAUUUGAUUCUUGUGUGAAUUUAGACGGAUAUACUCAAGUAAUUUGACUUAGUCAGUUCAAUUACCGGAAUAACCAUUAUAAAGCUUUUUACCCCGCUUUCUUUCUUUUCUCUUUUUUUCUUACUUUCUUUUUCUUAUCAUGACCUUUGACAACAACGUACCAACAAAAUUCCCAAAGCUUGCUCCCAGGGGCCCCUCAGGAGAUCUUUUUCUUGCCAACGAAAGAGCCAAAGGUUCUUUUGAUGUCAAUGAACUCUCUAAAUUCAUGUAUACCGAGGAAUGGUUGCAAAGAAUGAAUAAAGUACUUGAAGUGCUUGAAUCUGAACCUGCUUUUGAUAAGACUCAUCGUUACUAUUUGAGCCGCAAGGACAAGAUUGCUUCUUCUUUAUGGAAAGAUAGACGUCUCAUUGAAGUUGCAAAGCAACAUAACUGGGAUGAAAUAGAUACUCAAAUUGCCAACUUUUUGUAUGAUCAAUCCACGCCUUUUACCCUUCACUACAGCAUGUUCAUUCCUACCUUGAGAAACCAAACAACAGACGAACAAAAGAAACUUUUCCUUGAACCUGCAUUAAAACAUGAAAUCAUUGGUUGUUAUGCUCAAACUGAAUUGGGUCAUGGUUCAAAUGUUCAAGGUCUUGAAACAACCGCUACUUAUAUCCCAGAAACAAAUGAAUUUGAGCUUCAUUCACCUACAUUGACAGCUGCCAAAUGGUGGAUUGGUGGUUUGGGCAAGGCAGCCAACUAUGCUAUUGUCAUGGCUCGUUUGCUCACGGAUGGCAAAGACUUAGGUCCUCAUCCUUUCUGUGUUCAAAUCCGUAGCUUAGAAGACCACCGUCCUUUGAAGGGCAUCACGGUAGGUGAUAUUGGCCCCAAGUUUGGUUUCAACACAGUCGAUAACGGCUUCAUCAUGUUUGAUCACUACCGUAUUCCUCAUGUUGCUUUCUUGGCCAAAUACUCUCAGGUCAAGCCUAGCACUGGUGAAUACGUCAAGCCUCCUAAUGCUAAGCUUUCUUAUGGUACCAUGGUCUUUGUUCGUGCCAACAUUGUGAUGGGUGUGCGCUAUGCUCUUGCCAAAGCAACCACGAUCGCGAUUCGUUACUCUGCUGUUCGUCAACAAUUUGUCGAUGCUGCUAAUCCUAGAAAGUGGGACAACAAGGUCAUUGAAACGCCUGUUCUCGAUUAUACCAUGCAACAAUACCGUCUUUUGCCUUCCCUCGCUGCUGCUUAUGCUUGUUUCUUCACGGGCCGUGAAAUGUUGCGUCUGUAUGACUUGAAUCAAGAAGCCAUGCAACAAGGUAACUUUUCUCUCUUGGCUGAUCUCCAUGCUAGUUCAUCCGGUCUUAAGAGUUUGACAACCACCAUGGCUAUUGAAGCCAUCGAAGACUGUCGUCGUGCUUGUGGUGGUCAUGGUUACAGUAUGUUCUCUGGUCUUGGUCAAUUCUACCAAGACUAUCUUCCUAAUGUGACUUGGGAAGGCGACAACUACAUCUUGACUCAACAAACCGCCCGUUACUUGCUCAAGACUUUCCGUAACGUGGUUGCAGGCAAGGCCGAACCUUCUGAAUAUAAUCAAACCGUGACUUAUUUGACUCAAUUCUUGGAACACCCAAAGGCCAAAUGUCCUGCCACCAAGCCCUCUGACUUUGCCAAUCCCGAGUUGAUCUUGUCUGCCUUUGGCUUCCGUGCUGCUUAUGGUAUCGCUCAAGUCGCUGAACAAAUUGAUCGUCAUAGUCGUUCUUGGAACUCCAUGUUAGUCGAAAUCAGCCGUAUCUCUAAGGCUCACUGUCAAUUCAUGCUUGUGCGUAAUUUUAUUGUCACACUUCAGAACGAUGCACAACUUGCCAAGCCAGAAAACAGAAACAUGCUCAAGGUGCUUCGUUUGUUAGCUAGUUUGUUUGCUCUUCACACGAUGGAAAAGGAGCUUUCUGAAUUCCUUGUGGCUGGUUACUUGUCUUCUGAACAAACAGCCAUGCUCAAGGAACAAGUCAUUCAUCUUUUAGAGCAAGUUCGACCUGAAGCUGUUUCCUUGGUGGAUGCUUUUGCUUUGCCUGACUACUUCUUGCACUCUGCUCUUGGUCGCUACGAUGGUAAGGUUUAUGAAGCCAUGACUCAAAUGGCUGAAAGAGAACCUUUAAAUCAUACUUUGGUGGUUGAUGGAUAUGAAGAAUGCAUCAAGCCUUUUGUCGAAAAGGGACUCAAGCAAGUCGUUGGUACUUCCCAACCUGCCAAGUUGUAAAUAACAAGUGUAUUUUUAUAUAGAAAAUAAUGAUAAUAAAUUAAAGAGACAUGUCUCAGGCACAUUUUUCUUUGUAAAA
Gilbertella persicaria is the source of this 2407-nucleotide messenger RNA. RefSeq names its product acyl-CoA dehydrogenase/oxidase C-terminal. The coding region runs from base 232 to 2328 and encodes 698 amino acids. The transcript is spliced from 3 exons. NCBI's taxonomy places the organism in Eukaryota, Fungi, Mucoromycota, Mucoromycetes, Mucorales, Choanephoraceae. Gene Ontology annotation, cellular component: peroxisome. Gene Ontology annotation, molecular function: FAD binding; acyl-CoA oxidase activity; fatty acid binding. Gene Ontology annotation, biological process: fatty acid beta-oxidation using acyl-CoA oxidase; lipid homeostasis. The record is from RefSeq and is a predicted model, not a curated record.